AUGGAUAAAGUACUGCGUCCUGAACGCCUAGAAACCGAUCCAAAUAGCAGCACGGCCCAGAAGGAAUGGCUCCAUUGGAAAAGGACCUUCGAGAAUUUCGUACAAGUUCUACCUCAGACGGGCCUGGACAAGUUGACCGUUUUAACUAACUUUGUUUCUCCAACACUCUUCCAACACAUCGAAGAUUGUACGGAAUACGAUGCAGCAAUUGAGGCGCUACAAGCCCUUUAUGUUAGACCACGGAAUGAGAUCUUCGCUCGCCAUCUACUUGCAACGAGACGCCAGCAACCAUCGGAAAGCUUAGAUGAGUACUUGCAAGCUCUGAAAACACUGAGUAAGGACUGUGAUUUUAAGAGUGUAACCGCAGCGCAGUACAGCGAAGAGAGCAUACGGGAUGCGUUUAUUACAGGUCUGCAAUCCAACACAAUCAGGCAACGAUUGUUGGAGAACAAAACACUUGAUCUAAAGACCAUGUUUGACCAGGCUCGAGCUCUGGAGUCAGCUAUGAGGAGUUCAGAAUCAUAUGGAGCACCACAGAUACCUAUAAAUGCAGCACUACCUUGUAACAGCACCUCAUUGUCAGCAGAACAGCCUGACGAGUCUACUGUAGCUACAAUGAAACCCGAUAAAGCUACUUGCUUUUUCUGUGGAAACAAGAAACACCCUCGACCGAAGUGUCCUGCCCUGGAGGCUAUUUGCAACAAGUGUCAAAAGAAAUGCCAUUUUGCUAAAUCUAGUAGAGCAAGCAAGUCUGACAGUCCAGCCCUCAUCUAG
Molecule: messenger RNA, 774 nt
Organism: Nematostella vectensis (starlet sea anemone)
Lineage: Eukaryota; Metazoa; Cnidaria; Anthozoa; Actiniaria; Edwardsiidae
Exons: 2
Coding region: 1-774 (257 amino acids)
Source: RefSeq, a predicted model, not a curated record